CCACCUCUCCUCCCGCCAGGGUCCUGAGGAGGAAAGUGCAGAAGAUGCACCCCCAGGGAGCGGCGCCUGCCAAGCAGGCCCAUAAAAGGGGAGUCCCUGCGUCGGCAGCACUGACGGCCACUUCUCUCCCCUCCGUCCCUGCCGGGAUGGGGCCGUGGUGUGCCCCGUGGGUACUACUCUCCCUGCCGAGGGCCCUGAAGGGCCAGACCUCACCCCCACGGACAGUCCCCAGCUCAGUUUCGCAGAGCUUCCAGGAAAGCCAGGUCAGGGGCUGGGAGGGAGGGGGAGGGGGCCGGCCAAGUGCAGUGCAGGGAAUCCAGCCCGGCCAGCCCUGCUCUCGGCACCCCCGUGCACCCCUGAAGCCAGCAGAAGAGGACCCUGGAUUCCCUCCGUAAUCCCCACCCGUCCCUGAGAGGUGGACAUAUCUCAGUCCCUCUGCGCAGAUGAGGAAACCGAGGCCCAGAGAGGCCAGCCAUGGGCCAGGAUCACCGUCCCCACCAGGCCCAGGGCGGCCUCGGGCUCCUGCCUGUGUGACCUGGGCAGGCCCAGCCUGGGAGCCGUUGCCUAGUGCCACGGGGGGUCCUGGGCCGUCCUGGACUCUGCCGACCCCCAGCCCCUUGAGGCUUCAGGGCGAGUGGUUUGUCCCCGGCCUAGCGGGCAGUGCCCACAAGCCAGAAGACAGGUCCCUGCUGAGCCCUUCCACAGCAACGUUCUCGCUAAAUGAAAACAACCUCUUGGAAGUGGCAUAUGCCAUGAUCCGGUGCGUGAGGACCCGGGGCCUGUACCCCCAAGGACGGCUGGGGGGCGGGGGACAGGCGCUCAGGUCCUGCGGGGCACAGCCGGGGCUGGACAGAGAGGGGUGCUGCAAGUGUGAGGCCGGGCCUGCGGCUGCUGUAUUUGUCAUGGUGGGAGGACAGAGGCGUGGCUGGGCGCUCCCAGCAGGCGUCCUGGCCCAGGAGACCCUGAUGUCCAGUGUGGGGUGGCGACUGCUCGGACAUUGCACCCAGGAGACAAAGGGGCAAAACCUUACCCUUCCUGGAUUUGGAGGAAGCCUGGAGAAGGUGGGCCGAGCGGGCAUCUGGGGCGGAAGGCCCGGGACUCACCUGGACAGGAGGAAAGAGGGCGAGUGCAGCCGGGCCCAGACCGACUCCAGCCCUGCCUUAGGCCAUAGCCCUCGGAGCACCGGGCCGAGGAAGGAGCUGAAUUCUGAGCUGAGGGAGAAACUUGUCGCGUUUGUCCAGACGCUGGGCAUCUCCCGUGACCACACUGCCUUUUGCCCCAAAGCAGCACUGGGAGGCCCCCUGUCCUGGGCCACCCUGUCCCACCUAGGUCCCCCCACCCCGGGCCACCCCCUCCCCACCUAGGCCCCCUGCCCUGGGCCACCCCCUCCCCACCUAGGUCCCCCCACCACGGGCCACCCCCUCCCCACCUAG
Aethalodelphis obliquidens (Pacific white-sided dolphin) is the source of this 1433-nucleotide messenger RNA. It is a transcript of the gene LCN12, whose product is annotated as lipocalin 12. The record is from RefSeq and is a predicted model, not a curated record. NCBI's taxonomy places the organism in Eukaryota, Metazoa, Chordata, Mammalia, Artiodactyla, Delphinidae.